AUGAAUAGCGACAAGACAAGGAUAGCCGGUAGCGGUAGCGAGAGCACGGCGUGGACGUCGGAGACGGCAGUGUCAUGCCAGCAGGCAGCAGGAGAGGGGAGGAGCAUGCGGGUAGGGGUGACGGCAGGAGGGGGCGGGAGCGGAGGCACGGGGACGGAGGCGAUCUCGGCAGACGGGGCGGGGGCGAGCGGGGUAAGGGAGGGCGGGAACAGGGCCGGGACGGGGUCGACGGGAGUGACGGUGUACGGGGCAGGGCUGGGGAGGUACGAGGGGCAGCAGGAGAGGGGAGGAGCAUGCGGGCAGAUCGUGCUUACUAUCACUAGUCUGGUCGGGACGGGAUCGGACCUGGUGUCGUAUGAUCGUGUGGAUGUUUCAGGCGCUGUCGUGUCCAAUCAGCCCUCAGCUUAUGUUACGGUUAGGUUGCUAGGCAAGGGAUACGGCAUGGCAGUCGGAGUCGAGCCUGACGUGUCAUGCGAGCGGGCUUGGGACAGUGUCCCUGACAGGGAGGGGACAGUCCGGGUCAACAGCCGCAGAGAGCACAUCAUGGAUGUCGGAGAGUGCGGUAGCUUGCAGGCUGUCGGGAGGAUCAGGCGAAAGCAAAUCGCUGGCGUUGACCGUGGGGCUGUCUUCCGCGAUGUCAUCACCGCAAGGGAGGCUAGGCGUGUCCGCAUGUACAAGCACUGA
This is a messenger RNA of Guillardia theta CCMP2712, 684 nucleotides long. RefSeq lists its product as hypothetical. The coding region runs from base 1 to 684 and encodes 227 amino acids. The transcript has 5 exons. NCBI's taxonomy places the organism in Eukaryota, Cryptophyceae, Pyrenomonadales, Geminigeraceae. The record is from RefSeq and is a predicted model, not a curated record.